Messenger RNA from Ambispora gerdemannii, 319 nucleotides. NCBI's taxonomy places the organism in Eukaryota, Fungi, Glomeromycota, Glomeromycetes, Archaeosporales, Ambisporaceae. The record is from the annotation of a GenBank genome assembly.
UAAAGAAGAAAUGAACUAUAUCCAAAUGAACCACCCCAACUACUCAUUAUGCAUGAUUUUCACAUUUUUAAUCUUAUCAAUACAAAUCGAAAAUAUCCCAAUUUCCGCCAUGUCAUUAUUCUUAAAUUCUCAAAAAAUUAAACGUGACAACGAAAACCAUUUUCCGCUAUCACCAACUAUUGUUGAUGAAAUCGACACACCACUCAAAAGUUCUAUUGAUGCAGAUGGGACACACGGAUACAUUGGACUAGAGUUAAAUGAGGAUUCGGUUGAGGUCGUUGAUAAAAAUGCAAAAAAUGAUACUUUGGGUGGAAAUUAA